AUGGCUAGCGGCAAGAGAGCGGCGCAGCUGCUUGCGGCAUGCGCGGCUUUCUCGGCGCUUGUGCUUCUUGUAGGAGUGAGCAGCGUUAUGGUGAAGCAUGCGAGAAAGACCGUCUUGAGCCCUCUCUUCACUGAGAACACUGUCCCCACCCUUGAGUGGAACGGGCUCCCUGAGGGAGCAAAGAACGAUGUCUUUGCCGACAGUGAGCACCCAGAGGAGUACAACACCAAGGACGGAGCAGACGCGUUCGGACCCAAGGGCCAGUACGGGAUGUGGAUGGGCAUCAGCGGCCAGACGAAGAACAGCUUCGGGUGCGGGCCGAAGGGACCGAUGGACUGCAGCGUAGGAACGACCCCGUCACAGCACUGGGCUGUUCGCAGGAGACAGUCGGCGAUCAAGCAGCAGUUGAGCCCUCUCUUCACUGAGAACACUGUCCCCACCCUUGAGUGGAACGGGCUCCCUGAGGGAGCAAAGAACGAUGUCUUUGCCGACAGUGAGCACCCAGAGGAGUACAACACCAAGGACGGAGCAGACGCGUUCGGACCCAAGGGCCAGUACGGGAUGUGGAUGGGCAUCAGCGGCCAGACGAAGAACAGCUUCGGGUGCGGGCCGAAGGGACCGAUGGACUGCAGCGUAGGAACGACCCCGUCACAGCACUGGGCACGCAGGCCCGUGUUGAGGCCUUCGCAGAAGCUGUUCCUUGAGAAACGCCCCGUCAGGGAGAUUGUCUACUACUAAUGCAGGGCCAGUUGGUUGUCUGCUCAAUGCAUCGAUGAUUGUGAUGUCUCAUGUCUUGAAUGAAAGUUCAUUACACGAC
Molecule: messenger RNA, 817 nt
Organism: Guillardia theta CCMP2712
Lineage: Eukaryota; Cryptophyceae; Pyrenomonadales; Geminigeraceae
Exons: 3
Coding region: 1-738 (245 amino acids)
Source: RefSeq, a predicted model, not a curated record